ACACACACACACGCACACACACAUACAUUUACAUAUCUAUUAGCACGCCUGAAGCCACUUCAUUUGUGUCAGUCUCAUCACCUUCAGAGCAGGUGAAUAGGCAUUAAAUAUAUUAUACAGACUCACUGUAAACAACGACAUUCAGAGGCGCAGGAGAGACCAAACAGAGCCCGCGACUAUCAGAUUUAGUACUAUGUCUGUCAAACUGGAGGACACCCUGAAAGAUGAAAACCUGAUCAAACGUUUAGAGGAGAUAGCAAAAGACACGGCGCUGUUACAUGGAGUGUUGAUGCGGACCAAAGACACGCCAAACUCUCCUGAAGUGGUGAGUUAUGCACCAUUCACAUUGUUUCCCACAUCGGUGCCAGCAGCACUCUUUCAUCAGGCACUGGCAGUGCAGACACAGUUUAACCGCUUGGUGGACCGGGUCAGCCAGAAUCACAGUUUUUUAGAGGACACACUGGCCAGCACCAUCAAAGUUGACGAUUUUACAGCCAGACUUUUCAACAUCUACAAACAAGUUCAGCAGGAGGGCCAUGCUCAGAAAAUAGUAGUGGGUCUGAAUCGCUCAGACUACAUGUUAGACCACAGUCCAGACGGUCGGACAUCUCUGAAGCAGAUUGAAAUCAACACUAUUGCUGCGAGUUUUGGUGGUCUUGCUUCACGAACACCAGAUGUCCAUCGGCACAUUCUGAAGGUGGCAAACCUGCCAGAUGAGUGCAGUCUUGUUCUCGACAACAACCCAGCAGCAGGUCUGGCCAAAGGUUUGGCCAAGGCCUGGGAGCUUUAUGGAUCCAAGAGGGCAGUGGUUUUGUUUCUGGUUGAGAAUGUACAGAGGAAUAUUUAUGACCAUCGAUAUGUGGAGAACGAGCUGUGGAAAAGAAAUAUACCUGUAAUAAGAAGACAAUUCGAAGAUGUUUUCAGGACUGGAUCUCUGGAUGAAAGCAAGAGGCUCUUCGUAGAUGGCCAUGAGGUAGCCAUUGUCUACUUCCGAAAUGGAUACAUGCCUCAAAACUACACCUCAGAGCAGAGCUGGGAGGUGCGUCUGAUGAUGGAGCGCUCUGUGGCAGUGAAGUGUCCAGAUAUCAGCACUCAUCUCGCCGGGACUAAGAAGGUCCAGCAGGAAUUAGCUCGGCCAGGUGUUCUGGAGUGCUUUUUCCCUGACGAACCUGAAACAGUUGCUCAGAUCCGGGCGACUUUUGCUGGACUGUACACGCUGGACAUGGGGGAAGAGGGUGAUAACACCGUAGCGAUGGCUUUGGCCAAUCCAGAUCAGUAUGUGCUGAAGCCUCAGAGGGAGGGAGGAGGUAACAACAUCUACGGCAGUGAGAUCUGCGAGGUGUUGGAGAAGCUGAAGAACUCUAGUGAGAGAACAGCCUACAUCCUGAUGGACAAGAUCCAGCCCGUCCCAGUCCAGAACAUCCUGCUCAGACCCGGAGCUCCUCUGAAAGUCAGCUCCUGUCUCAGUGAACUGGGUGCAUUCGGGGCGUACGUCAGGAAAGGCAGUGAAUUGGUGUUGAAUGAGUGCGUUGGUCAUCUUCUAAGGACCAAGAGCUCGGAGCAUGCAGAUGGCGGCGUUGCUGCAGGAGUAGCAGUGCUGGACAAUCCACUUCUGGUCUGAACCACGGCGACACAUGCUGUACUGGAGGAGAAACGCGUAUGACUGACAUCGGGGGAUUCAGCCCAAAUCAUUUCUACCUGAGACCUGUUUGAUCAAAGAUUUAGAGUUGAAUAUCCUCUAUUGAUGAAGUAAUCAAUCAGUUAUGACUGAACUACUUAUUUCCUCAAUAAGUUUUAUACCUCAUUCAAGGGUUGAUCUGUUAAUGUUUAGCCGUUAAUGUUUUAUAAAAGCAAAUUUUGUUAAUGCUUUCUUGGAUGGUAACAGAUGUUAUUAACUCUCUGGUGAUGUUCAUUUAGUCAUCACACUUGUGUAGUUCACUGUCAAAACAGACUGGAGACCAUAGUCCUAAAGAGUCCGAAAUUCACCCAA
Messenger RNA from Danio rerio (zebrafish), 1990 nucleotides. It is a transcript of the gene gss, whose product is annotated as glutathione synthetase. Gene Ontology annotation, molecular function: glutathione binding; glutathione synthase activity; ligase activity. The record is from RefSeq and is marked provisional. NCBI's taxonomy places the organism in Eukaryota, Metazoa, Chordata, Actinopteri, Cypriniformes, Danionidae. Gene Ontology annotation, biological process: glutathione biosynthetic process.